AUGCCAGACCCCAGACCUCUAAUCACACACCUCUACACAGCGGACCCCUCCGCGCACGUCUUCUCCAACAGACUCUACAUCUACCCCUCGCACGACCGCGACACAGGCAUCCCCUCCAACGACAAUGGCGAUCAGUACGACAUGGCCGACUACCACGUUUUCUCAAUCGACUCACUCAGCCCCAAUGCCUCGGAACCAAUCGAAGUAACGGACCACGGCACCGUCCUGAAAACUGAACAAGUCCCCUGGGCAUCUAAACAGCUCUGGGCCCCCGACGCCGCGGAGCGGAACGGCAAGUACUACUUGUUCUUUCCCGCCAGGGAUGGGGAGGGCUUGUUCCGGAUUGGGGUUGCGGUUGGGGAGUCACCGGCAGGGCCGUUUAGGCCGCAGGAACUGUGGUUACAGGGGAGUUUCAGUAUUGAUCCCGCGGUGUUUGUGGAUGAGAAUGUCGACAGUGAUGAUGGGGAUGGGAAGGAAGCGUUUAUCUAUUUUGGAGGGUUGUGGGGAGGGCAGUUGCAGAGCUGGGUUCGGGGUGAGGAUGGGGUAGGGUGGACGUAUGACAAGGAUGGCAAGGAACCGACAGGUCCAGGGGUUCCCGCGCUCUCGCCUCUGAUUGCAAAGCUUUCGCAGUCGAUGACGGAGCUUGCAUCGCCUGUUCGCCCGCUCGUUAUCCUUGACGAGUCUGGCGGACCGCUUGCAGCGGACGACCAUGACAGACGCUUCUUCGAAGCCGCCUGGAUGCACAAGUACAAUGGGACGUACUAUUUCUCGUACUCGACUGGUGACACGCACUAUCUUGUCUACGCGACUAGUGACUCGCCGUGGGGACCGUUUACAUACCGCGGGCGGAUCCUUGAACCGGUGUUGGGCUGGACGACACAUCAUUCGAUUGUGGAGUUUGAAGGGAAAUGGUGGUUGUUCUAUCAUGAUUGUGAGAUCUCAAAGGGCCAGAGCCAUUUGAGGAAUGUUAAGGUGAGGGAGAUUGGGUAUCGGGAAGAUGGGACCAUUUGUCUUGUUGAUUAA
Messenger RNA from Aspergillus mulundensis, 1023 nucleotides. RefSeq names its product glycoside hydrolase family 43 protein. Bases 1 to 1023 code for a protein of 340 amino acids. Gene Ontology annotation, biological process: carbohydrate metabolic process. Lineage: Eukaryota; Fungi; Ascomycota; Eurotiomycetes; Eurotiales; Aspergillaceae. Gene Ontology annotation, molecular function: hydrolase activity, hydrolyzing O-glycosyl compounds. The transcript has a single exon. The record is from RefSeq and is a predicted model, not a curated record.